This is a messenger RNA of Cryptomeria japonica (Japanese cedar), 2632 nucleotides long. RefSeq names its product NAC domain-containing protein 10. Gene Ontology annotation, molecular function: transcription cis-regulatory region binding; DNA-binding transcription factor activity. Gene Ontology annotation, cellular component: nucleus. The record is from RefSeq and is a predicted model, not a curated record. NCBI's taxonomy places the organism in Eukaryota, Viridiplantae, Streptophyta, Pinopsida, Cupressales, Cupressaceae. Bases 933 to 2282 code for a protein of 449 amino acids. Gene Ontology annotation, biological process: regulation of DNA-templated transcription. The transcript is spliced from 8 exons.
AUGGAGGGAGGGAUACAUCAAACCACCUCAUCUGCUUCGUCUCUAUUCAGUCCGAUCAUCAGCCUGUAUUUUGGCCAUAGAUGGCGCUCUUUUUCAUCUUGUUUGGCAAACGCCCGUGAAAACUUGUGCCCAUCAUCUUAGAAAAAAGUGGCUCUCAAAUGCCUUAUAAUCUUCUGCCAUCUCCUUUAUCCAUCUCUGCUUUAGUGUGACACACUGUGCACUUGAUUAUUCUCUCUUUCUCUCCCUCUCUCUCUCUCUCUCACACACACACACACAGAGACAGGCUUGUAUGAGAGCUGUUUGUUCAUGGGAGAAGAGAAUGAAUUCACAGAGACCUGAAGUGACAACAAAAACAACUUUUGACCAUGCAUGGUCAUGGUGAAAGAAGAAUUGUGACAAAAGACAGAAUUGUGCUUUUGGGUUUCCUGGUUUUUAUCUCUAUUUAAUUAUUCUUUGUCUUCUUUUUUUAACCUUGUGUGAACAGCUGUGGGACUGUUUCUUUUGAUAAAGUUGAUAACCUUUGAAGAUUGCGUUGCUAAGCCUUGAUUCUAUCAUUAAUUGACAUGAAGGAGAAAUGGGCAGCAUAUACCUAAAGCAUCCAUGGCUUGGGAGAAAGAGAUUCUUGGUCAUUAGGUGCCUAAGUUAGUAACUUUUGGUUAUAAAUCAGUGCAGUUAUAAAGGAAGUUGAACAGAAAAACCCUAAUCAGAAAAUUUGUAUGCAAUCUGAUGCAUAUGAUUGUGUUGAUCCCGAUAGCUUCAGUACAAGCAGCUCUUGGAAUCAAUCCUGGACAUGGAUAGCAUAUAAGCUGAGAAGUUAAUAGUCUUUUUCUGUCUACUGCUUAUCAGCAAUCUUGUUGUUGCUGUAUGAUUCAAGUUAGAUGAAUAUAUGAGCACUAAAGUCCCAAAACUUAUGAUUCUCAAGAGCGAAAGAGAUGGCCGACCCAAUAACAAGACCUGUGAAGGAUAGGAAUACUACAGCCAGUAGCAGCUCUAGUAUCAUUGAUGCAAAACUUGAAGAGCGUGGAACAAACCCAUGUCCUCGUUGUGGGCACAAGCUUCAAUGCAAGGAGGGCAUUCAAGACUGGCAAGGGCUCCCUGCAGGAGUAAAGUUUGAUCCAACUGAUCAAGAGCUGUUGGAGCAUUUGGAAGCCAAGGCUGAGAUGGGUGGCUCUAAACCCCAUCCUUUGAUAGAUGAAUUCAUACCCACUCUUCAAGGAGAAGAUGGGAUUUGCUAUACCCACCCAGAAAAACUUCCAGGUGUGACAAGAGAUGGCCUUAACAGGCACUUUUUCCAUCGCCCUUCAAAGGCCUACACUACAGGCACUCGAAAGAGAAGGAAAAUCCAAGCAGAAUGUGACUUACAAGGAGGGGAAACAAGAUGGCACAAGACUGGUAAAACCAGGCCUGUAAUGGUUAAUGGCAAACAAAAAGGCUGCAAAAAGAUUCUAGUCCUGUAUACCAAUUUUGGAAAACAUAGGAAACCAGAGAAAACAAACUGGGUAAUGCAUCAGUACCACUUGGGUUUGAAUGAAGAGGAGAAAGAAGGCGAGCUUGUUGUGUCCAAGGUGUUUUACCAGACACAACCCAGACAAUGCAAUUGGGAAAGGACUGCAAAUGACAAUAUGAUGGAAGGAAACAAAAGCCAAGAAGUUUUGGCAGAUGUGUGUAGAUCAGUAGAAAUUGGACGAGUAAAUAGCUUAUAUCCUCCUAUUAAUCCUGGUGGAGUAGCAGCAGCAGCAGCAGCAUCUGUAGUAUAUAACGUGGAUGAUGCACAACAAGUUGUUAAAACAGACAAAUUCAUGCUUCCAAGGACCUCCUUUGAUGAAGGAAUAUCAGACAGUGGUAAAGGCUCAGAGAGCUCCCAUUGCACUCCUCAUUCAUGCGAUGAACACGAAGAACACGAGCAGCAGGAGAAGAAGAGCAACAUAAAUGAUGACAGUGGGCAAGGAAUUGGCGUGUCUGGGCAUGAUGUUUCUUCCUUAAUGCGCUUCAACAACACUAAUAAUGAUAACAGUAGAAAUAAAGGAUGUGAUGCGAACGUGGAACAUAAGGCUUCUCAACACCCUCAUAUUCAUGAUGCUGCCUUGGCUGUAUUAGAUGAAAAACAUCAAAAAAUUCAGACCUCGAGGCCGCACAAGUCAACAAGCCGAUCAUCUAUACAAAAACUAUCGUUGGAAGAUAUUCUGAUUGACACUUCUGCUACUGAAAUGAGAGAGGAGGCGGCCGCCACUGCUUUUACUAACCCACAAGACACAGAGUGGUUCCCGUUUUGGAAUGAAUAAGACACCUGAAAAAUCACAGAAUGAUAUAUACAUAUAAGAUAUAUUCAUUAUAUGGGUACCAAACUAUAAUACUGUAUGUGUAUAUGAAAUGUAUAUACAGUACAGUACUAUAUAGGAUUAUUUGCAGGCUAACGUUCAUCAGAUUACUGGUUUCUAAGAAAUUAACAGCGUCAUGUGAAGGUGUGCAGCUUGCUUAUUCAUUUCUCCAUUAUUAUUAUUGUCAUAGUUCUUACUAACUUAGAACUGCUGCUGGUGCAUGCAUUUGCAUCCAUAUGUAUAUACAAAACUGCUGUAGCUGCUCACUGCACUACCCGAUUCUUCAACUUUCUACAUUCUAAGAGUUCUACUUA